Agrilus planipennis (emerald ash borer) is the source of this 1509-nucleotide messenger RNA. Its product is annotated as peptidyl-prolyl cis-trans isomerase FKBP8. The record is from RefSeq and is a predicted model, not a curated record. Bases 169 to 1407 code for a protein of 412 amino acids. Gene Ontology annotation, molecular function: protein binding; peptidyl-prolyl cis-trans isomerase activity. The transcript is spliced from 6 exons. Lineage: Eukaryota; Metazoa; Arthropoda; Insecta; Coleoptera; Buprestidae.
CAAUGUCUUUAACAACCUGUCACUUCUUUCAGCUGAUUUUGGCAUUAUGGUUUGAGGUUAUCGUUAAGUGUUUCAGUUUUUUAUUCAUUUGUUCAAAAUGUGCUAAAUAGAACAUAAAGUGACAAAUUGUUUGGAUAAGUUUCUUAAAGUCAUUCAAUCUCAUAAAACAUGAGUGACUACGAAAUUGAGAGUGGUGAUACCUCUGAUGACAGUUCUGUAUCGUUAUUGAAUGACUUACAGGAUAGUCAAGAAAUAAAUAAUGCUUCUAAACAAAAUCAGGGAGAUACCAAUACAAAUGCAACUGAAAAAGUUAACGAUACUAAUCAAGAACUAAACAAUGGAAAAACUGAAAAAUGGGAAGACGUUUUAGGCAGUGGUAGCAUUUUGAAAUUAACAUUAGUAGAAGGGAAAUUAGGCACUAGACCUAUUAGUUUACAAAACUGUAAAAUAAAGUAUAAGUGUUAUUUGGAAGAUGGGGUAUUGGUGGAAGAACAAGAUGAUUUUGAAGUUCAAAUUGGUGACAAUGAAGUUGUUCAGGGAUUAGAUGUUGUUCUAGCAUUAAUGAAUGUAGGGGAAACAAGCAAGAUUAAAAUUGAACCAAGACUGGCCUAUGGAAGCAGAGGAUUAGAAUCUAAAAUUCCUCCAAAUGCAACAAUUUUGUAUGAAGUCACCUUGCUGUCUGCAGAUGAUGAUGAUGAACCAGAGAGUUUAAAUUUAGCACAGAGGAAAUUAAAAGGAAACAAAAAACGAGAAAGAGGGAAUUGGUGGUAUGGCAGAGGAGAAAAUCAAAUAGCAAUUCAGUGUUACAGAAGGGCAUUAGAUUAUUUAGACGAAGUUGAAGGAGGAAUCAAACAACCAUUACCAGAUGGGGAGAAGCAAGUAACAGAUGCCGAAUUGCAAAAGUUAUUAGAAGAUAGAAUAAAUGUCUGCAAUAAUAUGGCAGCUGCUCAAAUCAAAUUAGAGUUGUUUGAUGCUGCCCUACAAUCUUUGCAAACAGUACUGCGUUGUCAACCAGAAAAUGUAAAAGCACUCUAUCGUAAAGCAAAGGUGUUAAGAGCUAAAAACGAUUUAAAUGGAGCAAUGCAAAUUCUUCAGAAAGCAAACAAAAUCGAGCCCAAAAAUGUUGAUAUCCAAAAAGAAAUAUUAUCAAUUCAGGGGCUACUUCAGAAGCAAAAGAAUUCAGAAAAGGAGUUGGCAAGAAGAAUGUUCAAGGACCACAUUGGAGAGAAGAAAACUGAAAAACCUACCUCCUUUAAACUUUAUGUGUGGGCUACAUUGGGGGCCAGUGUUGCCGUAGGUUUGGCAGGGAUGGCGGCAGCAUACAGAUUGAACUUUUUUAAGCAUUUAAUGGUAUUUUGGAGAGAGUUGAAGCUUCAUGAAAAUUAUUUUUUAAAUUUAAAACGUUAAAUUGGUAAUAUAAUUUUAUGUCGGGUGUAUGUGUACAAACUAUUUUCUCUUCAUUGUUUUUUAUACUUUGCAAUGUUACCAAUAAAGCACAUUUUAAAAAAA